CUCAGUUUUCAAGAAGCCAUCAGCAAGUAUGUGCAGACUUGUAAUUUUGGCCGCACUUGUUGCGGUUACGAUUCCAGUUGCACAUAGUGCUAGAAUAAUUGGCAUCUUCAUGACACCUAGUUACAGUCAUCAAGUGGUAUUUCAACCUAUUUGGAAGGAACUAUCAUUGCAAGGACACGAGGUGACGGUCAUCACACCAAAUCCCCUUAACGAUCCAACACUGACCAACUUAACCGAGAUUGAUAUCGGCGAAAUUAGCUAUGAAUCCUGGAAGAAAUCAUCUUUAUCCACUCUGGGUAUGUCUGCACACAGUACCAUGGAGGAAUUGAAGGCAAUCACGAAGGCUUACAUAGAUGUUAGUCAUGUACAACUUUCUCAUCCUGUUUUUCAAAAACUGAUCCAUGAAAAGAGCAAGGAAAAAUAUGACUUGUUUCUGGUGGAAUAUCUUUGGCCCACCAUGUAUCCUUUCAAGGAUAUCUUUGACUGCCCCAUGGUGGGUAUUGUUUCUCUUCCAUUGCUUAGUAGUGCUUACGUUAACUUAGGAAUACCUCGCCAUCCAGUUUUGGAUCCAGAUUAUGUCCUUCCGUUCUCUACAGAUUUGACAUUCAAGGAAAGGAUUACAAGUACUUUAUUUACUUUACUAAAUACUAUUGGAGGACCUUUAACUCUUAAACCCAAAAUCAAUGCAGUUACCAAACAAUACUUUGGAGACGACGUAAGAGAUUACAGAGAAAUUGCCAAAGAAGUAAGCCUUGUCAUCGCUAACAGUAACUUAGCGACACAAAACGUCAAACUCGGAGUACCACAGUUAGUUGAGAUUUCUGGAAUUCAUAUAAAACCAAAGAAGCCACUACCAAAAGAUUUGCAAAAAAUAUUAGAUGAUGCAACAGAAGGAGUAAUUUACUUCAGUCUCGGUUCUAAUGUCAAGAGUUCACAGCUACCAAAAGAAAAAAUUGAAGAAUUUAUGAAUGCAUUUGUUGGUCUCCCCUACAAAGUAUUGUGGAAGUUUGAAACCGACGAUAUUCCGAACCUUCCCAAGAACGUCGUGGUAAGGAAAUGGUUGCCACAACAAGACCUUCUCGGUCAUCCGAAUGUUAAAUUGUUCAUCACGCAAGGAGGUCUUCAAUCUAUAGACGAAGCCUUAGCUAAUAAAGUACCAGUACUUACAAUCCCGUUCUUUGGUGACCAAAGAUUCAAUUCAGAUAGGAUGUUCAGGAAUGGAGGAGGACUUAUGAUUAACUUCCACUCUUUCACCAGUGAAGAAAUGAGAGAGAAGAUUCUUACUCUGCUCACUGACAAAAGGUAUCAAGAAAAAAUAAACCAACUCAGUGAAAUCGCGUUCGACCAUCCAAUGUCGCCAGUUGAUAAAGCAGUAUGGCAUAUCAAUUACGUGUUGAGACACAAAGGUGCUGACCAUCUUAGGCACAAAGCAGUCAAUAUGCCAUGGUACCAGUUCCAGAUGUUAGAUGUUUAUGCCGUUCUCGUUAUCUCACUCGCCAUUAUUUUGACCAUUAUUUCCAAAAUUACUUUUAAAGUAUUCAAGGGAGUCAAAAGUGUUGUGCGAAGUUUGGGGAUUAUGACGCCAACAAAGAAGAAGGUGCUGUGAUAAUCUUGAAAUCAGAUCUGUACAAGAAUCUUAGGUUAGGCGCAACGUUUUUAUACCACUUGAUGAAUAAAUUGAUUUAAAGUUUA
Messenger RNA from Aethina tumida (small hive beetle), 1692 nucleotides. RefSeq names its product UDP-glycosyltransferase UGT5. The transcript has 3 exons. Bases 29 to 1606 code for a protein of 525 amino acids. Gene Ontology annotation, molecular function: UDP-glycosyltransferase activity. Lineage: Eukaryota; Metazoa; Arthropoda; Insecta; Coleoptera; Nitidulidae. The record is from RefSeq and is a predicted model, not a curated record.